AUGCCGGGUUUUGCUAAGUAUUUGAAAGACUUGAUCACGAAGAAGAAAACAACGAAGAAUGAAGUAGUGAAUGUGACUCACCGGGUUAGUUCCAAUAUUGCAAUAACCACCGUUCAAAAGAAAGAAGACCCUAGAGCCUUUUCCAUUCCAUGCACUAUUGGGGUGCACGAUAUUGCAAGAGCGCUUUGUGAUAAUGGGUCUAGCAUCAAUUUAAUGCCUCUUGCUAUUUACAAGAAAGCAGGGUUAGGUCUGCCGAGGCCUAUAAGUAAGAGGUUGCAAAUGGCCGAUCGUUCAAUAAAGAGACCGGUGGGGAUUGUCGAUGAUGUUCUUGUAAAAGUGGGAAAGUUCCUCCUCCCAGCCGACUUUGUGAUCCUUGAUUGUGUUGUUGACAAACAAAUCCAUAUCAUCUUUGGGAGACCAUUUCUUCCUACUGGAAGAGCACUUAUGGAUUCAGAACAAAAUGAGAUCAAGUUCCGAGAUAAUGACGAAGAGGUUACCUUUCAAGAGAGUAAGGGUAUGAAGUUGCCACAUGCAUAUGAAAGAUCUCGGUCGUUGAUUUUGUUGAUGAGGUAG
Molecule: messenger RNA, 573 nt
Organism: Nicotiana attenuata
Lineage: Eukaryota; Viridiplantae; Streptophyta; Magnoliopsida; Solanales; Solanaceae
Exons: 1
Coding region: 1-573 (190 amino acids)
Source: RefSeq, a predicted model, not a curated record